Pelobates cultripes (western spadefoot toad) is the source of this 167-nucleotide messenger RNA. The record is from the annotation of a GenBank genome assembly. Lineage: Eukaryota; Metazoa; Chordata; Amphibia; Anura; Pelobatidae.
UGAACAACCCAGGGACAUCAUCUGCUGCCUGGACAACUUUACCUUGAAGGAGGAUAUCUUACGCAGAGCACGCCUAAUGGGCACCAUCCGCAUAGAAAACCAAAUGAUCUCGAUAUACCAAGACCUUUCCCGCUACACUCUGCAAGCAAGGAAGGCCCUUUCUACCA